Debaryomyces hansenii CBS767 is the source of this 2109-nucleotide messenger RNA. RefSeq names its product DNA-directed DNA polymerase alpha subunit. Gene Ontology annotation, cellular component: alpha DNA polymerase:primase complex. The record is from RefSeq and is a predicted model, not a curated record. Gene Ontology annotation, biological process: DNA replication; DNA replication initiation. The transcript has a single exon. NCBI's taxonomy places the organism in Eukaryota, Fungi, Ascomycota, Pichiomycetes, Serinales, Debaryomycetaceae. Bases 1 to 2109 code for a protein of 702 amino acids. Gene Ontology annotation, molecular function: DNA binding.
AUGACUGUUGACCUAGGUGUUAGGAAAGAACUAAAGGGGGUAUUUGGCCCCACUGAAGACUUUAACGACGAUGUAAUUGAGAAAUUAUCUACCUUAAUGCAAAUCUUUAACUUGAGCUCAGAAGACUUAUUUGUUCAUUGGGAAUCAUUUAAUGUAACAAAAGUUCAAAAUGAUUUGGAUUUAACACUCCCUAAUCUUGACUUGUUUCAGGAGCAUUUACAAUCAACUUUAGUGAAUGCUUCAAGCAAAGCUACACCAUCAAUCAGGAAAGUCAAAGAUUUGCAAUCGAGCACUAUGAGAAGAAAACCGAUAAUAAGAUCCAGUGCUGAUAUCAAUAGCUCAAGUCCAGCCAAUGCUAUUCCUAGUACCCCAAGCUUGAAGAAAAGGAAAGUUGUAGAAGAAACACCAGCAUUUAAAACUCCACAACUUAAAAUGGAAUCGUCUCCAAUAAACUAUGCCACUGCAAACAACACCUUUCAGUCUCCAAUCCCAGAAGUUAACAAUAACUUGCAGAGUUCACCUACUCCAUUGUUUAAUAAGCUGUUAAAGAAUGAAGAAUCAAACACAGUCAUAGAAACGUUAAAUCCAGAUAUUGAAGAAUUACCAGGAUAUAUGCAGCUUGAUGAAGAUCCAUCGACUGCUAUAAAACCUUAUAGAUUAGCAUCUAACUUUGAUGCAUCUAAAUUCAAGUAUCGUACUAUGUCUAUGAAGCUAUUAGAAAGUGCAGAUGUUUUGGACGAUCAAAUUGACUCGAUGACUCAGUUAUUUCAAGAGAAUCAAGAAAGCACCGACUUACAAUUCGGUAAUCCAUGUUUAUGUUCACAAUUUGACAUUCUUUGCUGUGGUAGAAUUGUUCCAGACUCUCCAUUGUACGAUAAAUCAGGAAAUCAAGCAUUGAAUGCUACUACAUUAUAUUUGGAAACUUCUAGAUUAACCGGAAUAGGGCAGAGGAUACCAUUGAAUAUGAAUCAAUUGGAAGAGUAUACAUUUUUUCCAGGUCAGAUCGUAUGCUUGAAAGGAAGAAAUCCAACAGGGCAAUCAUUUAUUGUUCAGGAAGUCCUUCCAUUCCCCGAAUUGGGUGCUCCUCUUUCAAAUAGACAAGAGCUUGAUGAAUAUAAAGAAAUGACUAAUGAUUCGGGUUUAAAAUUGUUCGUUGCUUCUGGGCCAUAUUCUAAUCAACACUCAUUGAAUUAUGAUAGGUUAAAUGCUUUAGUGGAUAGAAUAAACACAGAAAUUAAACCACAUUUAGUUAUUUUGUUCGGACCCUUUAUUGAUAUUACAAACGUAUCAGUUAGCAAAGGUGAUAUUGAACUUCCUGACGAAAAACAUCAACCUAAAGAUUUGGACGAGGUAUUUAGAAAGUGUAUUACACCUAUAAUAAGAAAAGUCAAUCCUAGAAUACAAGUGGUAAUGAUUCCAUCCUUGAAAGACUCUUCAAUUAAACAUUGCUCGUAUCCACAGGACUCUUUUGACAAGAAAAAGUUUGGUUUGCCAAAAAAUGUCAAGAUAUUUCCAAAUCCUUCCAGUUUUUCGAUCAACGAAGUAUUGGUUGGCUGUUCUAAUCUAGAUAUCUUCAAAGAUUUAAAAGAUGUCUUCAAAGGAGCGACUGAUGGAAAUAGCAAGUUCCUUAAUAACAGAUUUGAGAGAAUUGCAAACCAUGUAUUUGAGCAAAGAAGAUACUACCCUGUAUUUCCGGGGUCUAUGAAAAAAAAUAUGGUUUCCAAAGACAAUGAUGAUUCAGCAACACUGUUACAUGAAGGCCUUAUGGGAGAAGAGCUUACAGAUACAGGAAUAGGAGGCUCAUCUUUGGAAGUACCUUACAUGGGAUUGACUGAGUUAGGCGAUUCCUUACCGGAUAUACUUGUCAUUCCUUCAGAAUUAAAAUUCUUUGUUAAGGUUAUAAAAGGUGUUAUAGUCAUAAACCCUGGUUCUUUUAUCAGAGGUAACAGAGAUCAAACAAAGGAAGAUGGUAGUUAUGCUAUUCUUAAUAUUAGAUCUCCAGAUACAUCAGAAGGUUCAGACAAUAAUGUCGAGAAGGUAGACGCAUCAGAAGAUCUUUACUAUCACAAUGUUCAUCAAAGAACAAGAGUUGAUAUUUAUAAGGCUUGA